This is a messenger RNA of Dictyostelium discoideum AX4, 1140 nucleotides long. RefSeq lists its product as hypothetical. The transcript has 2 exons. NCBI's taxonomy places the organism in Eukaryota, Evosea, Eumycetozoa, Dictyosteliales, Dictyosteliaceae. Gene Ontology annotation, cellular component: endomembrane system. The record is from RefSeq and is a predicted model, not a curated record. Bases 1 to 1140 code for a protein of 379 amino acids.
AUGGAUAAAAAUGAAAAAAAUAAUUUAAUUGACACAAAUACACCCAGGAAUAACUCUGAUUCUGAAGAUAACCACAAUAAUAAUAAUAAUGAUGAUGAUAAUGAUAUCGUUUUAUUAACACCAGAACAACAAAAAAAAUUAGAAAAACAUUUAACACCUCCCAGUUUACCAAUAUCAGAUGAUUAUAAUUUAACAAAUAAUAAUAAAUUUGAUUUAAAUAAAGAUAGUAAUAAUAAUAAUAAUAAUAACAAUAAUAAUAAUAAUAAUAAUGAUGAAGAUAGUAAUAAUAAUAAUAAUAAUAAUAAUAAAAAUGGAAAUGAUAAUAAUAAUAAAAAUGGAAAUGACAAUAGUAAUAAUAAUAAUAAUAACAAUAACAAUAAUAAUAGUGGAGAUAAUGAUAGUGGAGAUGAAGAAAAAAAGAAAAAGAAAAAGAAAAAAGAUAAGAAAAAGAAUAAAAAGAAUAAAGAUGAUAUUGUAGAUAGUGAAGAUAUUGAUAAUGUUAUCAUUCAAUCACCAAUGUUAAUAAAGAGUAAAAAGAAUAGAGAAAACCAUCAAGAUAAUCAAUAUACAACUGAAAUGUCACCAAUGGAUAGUAAUGGAAAUGUAAAGGUAUUAAACUCUACAACACCUCAAAUUGAAGUCGAUCCUGAAAUGUAUUUUGAUGGUGGUGAAAAGAAAGAGAAAAAGAAAAAGAAAAAGAAUGGUGGUGGUGGCGGUGGUAAUAAAGACAAGUUUUUAACACCUGAAGAAAGAAGAAUUAAAGAAAAUUCAAAAGAUGCAAAAUCCUUCUUUUCAAAUGAAAGAACUUUUUUAUCUUGGAUUGGUUUAACAUUUUCAUUAGGUGCUAUUGGUACAGCAAUUAUUACAUGGUUUGGUAGUGAAGGUGUGUCAUUGGCAACAGGUGUUUUCUUGUGGGCAAUUUCAAUGGUAUUUAUGGUUUAUUCAACAAUGCAAUUCAGAAGAAGAGGACAUGCAAUUAGAACAAAAACACAAGGUCCAUUUGAUGAUCAAAAGGGACCUUUAUCUUUAGUAGCAAUGGUGGUUAUUGGUGUUUCAAUUUAUUUAGUAUUCUUUGUUGUGAUUAGACCAACUGUUAAUAUCGGUGGUGAUGGUGGAAAUAAUUCUACAAAGAGUCUUUAA